Molecule: messenger RNA, 492 nt
Organism: Enterobius vermicularis (human pinworm)
Lineage: Eukaryota; Metazoa; Nematoda; Chromadorea; Rhabditida; Oxyuridae
Source: the annotation of a GenBank genome assembly
AUGAAAGAAUACAAAAUUGUGGUUGCCGGAAACGGUGGAGUUGGAAAAAGCGCAUUGACAGUACAGUUUGUUCAAGGAUUUUUUGUACAAAACUAUGAUGCAACAAUCGAAGAUUCCUACAGAAAACAGGUCGAAAUUGAUGGACAACUAUGUCGCCUUGAAAUUUUGGACACAGCUGGCACGGAGCAAUUCUCGGGAAUGCGAGAUCUGUACAUAAAAAAUGGUCAAGGUUUUGUUUUAGUUUAUGCUGUCAACGAUGUAAAUUCAUUUCGAGAUUUAGCGCUUAUGCAUGAUAUGAUUUACAGAAUUAAGGAAGCGAAGCAGGUACCCGUUGUGGUUGUUGGAAACAAAUGUGAUUUAGUAACCGAACGGGUUGUCAGCAAAACUGAUGGUCUAAAUUUGGCACGGCAAUAUGAAUGUUCGUUUGUUGAAUCGUCUGCAAAAACUAAUCAAAAUGUCAACGAGGUAGGUAACAACUUGAGGUUGAAUUAA